UAAAAACACGCUUGAAUAACAUAAAUGAAUUAUGCCAGAUUCAAAGGAAGUGGCGAGUGACAGAAGGAAGAGUAAUAGUCAUGCCAGCCUGCUCCUUACCACAUCCUACACUCAUGUGGAGAACGAGGAAAGCCGCACUGCGGUGCAUCGGAAUCAGAAUCGAAGGACAUCGGAUGAGAACGACCAAAAUAGCUCCCUGCUCUCCAACGACUUUGUCCUGAUGCUGGACUGCUCGCCGAGUCCAGAGGAUGUGUUCUGCGAGAACUCGCCGGAGUUCAGGACAGCCUGGCUGUGGCUCAACAAACUGACCACCAUGCAUUGCCACACCCUCGACGAUCUGCGCCUGCGCAACGCGUACAUGAGUCAUUUCAUUGUUUGCCUGAACAGAAGGCGUCUGACUGGCGUUUUCGAGCAGCCUCCGCCGGCGGAGUUGACUUCGGUCGACUUUUCGGAGAAUCCAGCGGCUCAGCAAUCCGCUAACCUGACUGAAAUGCCGCGUUUCUGUGACCCGAAGCAAUCCUCUGCAGUUUCCUGCGCUUCAACAUAUGCCUGCAGCGGUACACAGCCGACAUCUGAGUAUUGGGAUACCUUCUCGAACUGUUGUCGUCCCUCCGGCGGGACUGCUGAAUCCAUUUCAAAACCCCAGCUGUAUAGGAGGCGACAGCUCCUCCGUUCCGUGCCCAUGACCAGUGAUGACGAACUGCAUUCACUUUAUAGAAACGAAAAAGCGAACUUCCGUUUCAACCAUUCCUCUAUAUCUGCCGCCCAAUCGUCCACCAGUCGAUCCCUAUCCUCGCCAUCUAAAUUUCUGCCCAGAAGCAACACGCCCAAUGCCUUCCGGAAUGCAGAUAGUCAGAAGUCUCUCGAAGAUGAUCGACGACGUAUGAUCGAAUUGAUGGAGCUCAUUAGGAAGGAGUUGCGUGGUGAACCGGAUCUGGACAACAAGGACAUUUUGGAGGAGGAGCUGAAAAGAUAUCGCACCUUUUUCGAGCAACAUUUGCAGGAUAGUUCCGAUUUAGAGCUGCAUUGCAGUGAUAAUUCCAACUCGGAACGCGUUCAUAUGCUGCUCAGUAUGCAAAAAGAUCUGAUUAGAAUGCUCAAAGAGGAUUUGGCAUAAUGAACCUGUUUUGUUGUUCAAAUAACAUGUUUUCAAAUUAGUUUCAUAA
This is a messenger RNA of Drosophila erecta, 1166 nucleotides long. RefSeq lists its product as uncharacterized. The transcript has a single exon. The record is from RefSeq and is a predicted model, not a curated record. Lineage: Eukaryota; Metazoa; Arthropoda; Insecta; Diptera; Drosophilidae. Bases 32 to 1117 code for a protein of 361 amino acids.